Megalops cyprinoides (Indo-Pacific tarpon) is the source of this 1179-nucleotide messenger RNA. RefSeq names its product platelet-derived growth factor receptor-like protein. The transcript has 6 exons. Bases 1 to 1179 code for a protein of 392 amino acids. The record is from RefSeq and is a predicted model, not a curated record. Lineage: Eukaryota; Metazoa; Chordata; Actinopteri; Elopiformes; Megalopidae.
AUGAAGUGGGGGCUGGUGCUCAGUGCAGUUAUCGUCACUGGUUUUCUCUUGGAGUUUGGACUCUGUCAGAAGAAGGACAGAGACACCGGGGAGGUGACAGAGAAGAACACCAAAGCAAAGCCUAAGGCGGAGAAGAGCAUGGCGAAGAAGAUCAAAACCUCACCUCCUAAACCGAAAGUCAGAGCCUCCCCGGAGCCCCCUCCCCCUGCUGCUCAGGCCUCCCUCACGCAGGUGCUGGACAAGGGCAAGUUCCACAAGGUGGGGGACACCCUGAGCGUCCCAGCGGGAAACACCCUGGAGCUGAGGUGUAAGGGCAAGCCCGUGCAGUGGGCCGUCCCGUACUACCUGGAGGAGGAGGAUGAGGGCCGGCUUAGGAUGGUCCAGCAUGACCGGUAUGGCUCUCUGAUCCUGGCCAACUCCACAGGGGCUGACACAGGGGAGUACACCUGCUACCCGAUGUACUGCGAGGACAAGGACUGCCGCAAGGAGUAUGACCGUGCGAUCAAGGUGUUCGUUUUCUUUCCUGACCCCCAGGAGCUGUUCGUACCUUCGGAUGACUACUAUGAGGUCGUACAGCUACGUACCAACAGGCCAACCACCCUGCCCUGCCAGGUGACCUCCCCGCUGGCCACGGUGACCCUGCACAGGGAGUUCCCCCCGGAGGACAUGAGGGUGGACGGAACGGAGAUCUCCUUCGACAUGAAGCGGGGCUUCACCAUCCACCGGCCCCGUCCCCACCAUGCCGGCACCUUCUACUGCAUGGCCAGUCACGGGGGCCUGAGGCAGAGCUCCACCAAGUACAUCCUCAUCUACGUGAACUACCCCAUCGCCCCCCCAUCUCCUGUGAUUCAAGCUUCAGCCAGUUCGGUUCGCCUUGGUGAGAAUCUGCAGGUCACCUGCUCUGUGUUAGGAGAGGCUGAUGUUGUCAUCGAUUUCACCUGGGAAUACCCUGGACAAAAGAUCGGCAGGCCUCUCUACACCCAGGACAGCGUGCGUCCUGUGAGGGUCGGUGGCCAGGCCCGCCAGCAGUCCGAAACAGUUCUGCUGGUGGACGGGGUGAGGGAUGUGGAUGAGGGUACCUACACCUGCACCGCACACAACCUGGAGGGUGCCCGCUCCGUGUCCACCACCGUCAAGGUGCUGCCAGCCCACACCACCCCCCGACCCCGGAAACCCUGA